Molecule: messenger RNA, 840 nt
Organism: Tetrahymena thermophila SB210
Lineage: Eukaryota; Ciliophora; Oligohymenophorea; Hymenostomatida; Tetrahymenidae
Product: SIR2 family transcriptional regulator
Exons: 1
Molecular function (GO): NAD+ binding
Source: RefSeq, a predicted model, not a curated record
AUGGGAUAACUAAAUAUUUUUAAAUCAAAUCCACCUACCAAUUCAUUUACAAAAGAAGAAUUUGUAAAUUUCUUAAAGGAAAGAAGAUUUAAAAAAAUCAUUGUUUUGACAGGAGCUGGUAUUAGUACAAAUGCUGGAAUUCCAGAUUUUCGUAGUAAAGAUACUGGCCUUUAUGCAAGAUUAAAAAAAUCUGGUUAGUUUUCUUAUCCAGAAUAGAUUUUUACUAUCGAUUACUAUCAAUAGAACCACAAGCCUUUUUAUGAAAUAUGCAGAGAGUUUGUUUAAAAAGAGUAUGAACCUUAAUAAUCCCAUAAAUUUAUAACUGAACUUGCUAAAUAAAAUCUUCUUUACUUAAAUAUCACUUAAAAUAUUGAUGGAUUAGAGCUGAAGGCAGGACUUGAUAAAAAAUAUUUGAUUUAAGCACAUGGUAAUCUGGAAAAAAGUCACUGCAUUGAGUGCCAUAAAGAAGACACCAUAGAAUAUUUCAAAGAGGGAGUGCUAAAAUCUGAUGAUGCAGUUAAUUGCAGAAAGACUAAGAAUUGUUAAGGAAAAUUAAAACCUUCGGUUACUUUCUUUGGAGAGAAAUUACCAUUUUACUUUUACAAAAUACCUCUAUAAAUGAGAUUUGCUGAUUUAAUUAUUGUAAUGGGUACAUCUUUGAAAGUAUAGCCUUUCGCAAGUCUCCUUUCCUACAAGUCAAAAUCUACUCCAUUAGUUGUUUUAAAUAGUGAGAAUGUAGUGAGUGAUUGCUCACUUUUUAUAGGUGGGGAUAUAGACAAAAAUUUGGAAGAAAUAAUGUAAGAAUUAUUAUAAUAGCAAAAUUAAGAGAAAGAAUAAUGA